Kazachstania africana CBS 2517 is the source of this 3057-nucleotide messenger RNA. RefSeq names its product mismatch repair protein MSH3 (gene MSH3). Gene Ontology annotation, cellular component: nucleus; MutSalpha complex. Bases 1 to 3057 code for a protein of 1018 amino acids. The record is from RefSeq and is a predicted model, not a curated record. The transcript has a single exon. NCBI's taxonomy places the organism in Eukaryota, Fungi, Ascomycota, Saccharomycetes, Saccharomycetales, Saccharomycetaceae. Gene Ontology annotation, molecular function: mismatched DNA binding; ATP binding; ATP-dependent DNA damage sensor activity. Gene Ontology annotation, biological process: mismatch repair.
AUGCAGCCGACGAUUAGCAGGUUUUUCAAGGCUGUGAGUGUGAAGGAGGCGGACGCUGGUUUGGAUGAGACGAAUGCUGGCAAUUCUGUUGACAAUUCGAUCAUGAUAGAUGACAGUGAGGAAGAUGAUAGUGUAGCAGGUGCUGCGGUGGAUGUGUUGUCGACUGUGACCAAUGCUGAUGUGAGAGCAGCUGUAGAAGAAGAAGAAGAAGAAGAAGAUGAUGAUCCGAGUGUGCAGUUGCUCUCCAAAUAUGCAAAUGCCGUACCUGACAAAAGAAAUCGUAGCGGUAGUGCUAGUGCUAUGUCUGAGGGGAGAGACCGUAGCCACAGUACUAGUGUAGAUGCUGUAAACUUUGAUACUCCCCCUAUUAAGAAGAGGAAGAAGGCCGCGAGUUUGACCCCUCUGGAUCAACAGGUUAAAGAAUUGAAACAAAAUAAUAAUAACAAGUUACUGGUUAUUAGAGUUGGCUACAAAUACAAAUGUUUUGCUCAGGAUGCUAUUGUUGCUAGCAAAGCAUUACACUUGAAACUAGUGCCAGGAAAAUUAACUUUUGAUGAAUCAAAUCCACAGGAUGCACAAUUUAAACAGUAUGCUUACUGUUCAUUUCCCGACACACGUCUCAACGUUCAUUUAGAAAGGCUGAUCCACCACAAUUUGAAAGUAGGUGUGGUGGAACAACAAGAGACAGGCGCGAUCAAGAAACAAACCAACAAUAAAACUAACGUUUUCGAAAGAAAAGUAACAAAUACGUUCUCAAAGGCAACUUAUGGCAUCAAUACACCUUAUUCCAUUAAUAAUGACAAAUCUGCUGUACUUGGAGACACAAAGAGUAUAUGGGCGUUGAGCAUAGUGGCUGGGGAAAAAGGCACCACAUAUCAUCUCCUAUCGGUAAAUUUAAAUAGUGGUGAAGUUAUCCAUGAUACAUUCAAUGAUUCCCUCAACUCAACAGAUGAACUUUUUACUAGAGUGAAAUAUUUGGACCCAUUUGAGGUCACAUCUUUGAACUCCAAGAACGAUAUUCAUGUAAAUAUACUAAAUCUCUUCAAACAAGAAAACUGUUCUUUAAAUUGUACUGGGAAUUCUCCAAAACCUGAAGCAUCACUCGAUUCAGUGGUACGUACUCUGAAGUUGUCAUCAGAAAUGACUACUUUAGUACACCUUCUUUAUAACUAUCUCAUGGACUAUAAUAAUGAGAAAAUUCUAGAAAUAUCUUCAAAUUACAAAACUUUUGGUUCUAAAGUUCACAUGACAUUGGAUGGUCAUGCAUUAGAAAGUUUGGACAUUUUCUCAAAUGAUGGCAAGAAAGGUUCACUUGUGUGGCUAAUGGAUCAUACCAGAACACCUUUUGGUUUCAGACAAUUGCGUCAGUGGAUUUCAAAACCAUUAGUUCAACAAGAUGAAAUUGACGCUCGAUUAGAUGCUGUUGAUUGUAUUUCAAAGGAAGUUAGUGGCAUAUUUUUUGAAGCAUUAAAUCAAAUGCUGAAAACGACGCCUGAUCUCAUGCGCACUCUUAACCGCAUUGCUUAUGGUAAUACCUCUAGAAAGGAAGUAUAUUUUUUUCUGAAGCAAAUUAAUGGUUUUAUUGAUCACUUCAAGAAACAUUCAAAUCAAAUAAACAAUGAAAUUUGCUCUGUCAAUGGUAAGAUAUAUGCACAAUCACGAAUACUGAGAGAAAUAUUUACACAAAUAAGGGAUAUCUUUCAAAGUACUGAAAUUCCCCGACUUCUAUCUAUGAUAAAUGUAAUUGCUGUUAUGGAUAAAGAUCAAGUAACUCAAGCCGUGGGGUUUUUUAAUUUGAACAAUUACGACAAUUCUGAAGAUAUUAUCGCCAUCCAACGUGAUAUUGAAGGUGUGAAGAGAGAUCUUAUGGAUGAAUUGAAAAAUAUCAAGAGAAUAUUGAAAAGGCCACAUCUAGAAUAUAGAGAUACCGUGGAGUAUCUUGUUGAAGUGAGAAACACUCAAGUUAAAGGUUUACCGGAUGAUUGGAUAAAAGUUAACAACACUAAAGCAGUUAGCAGGUUUUCAACUCCAGUAACAGCAAAAUUAACUGAAAAACUGCAGUAUCACAAAGAAUUACUAAUGCAGAAAUGCAACGAUGAGUACGAACGCUUUUUGGGUAAAGUCAAUAAAGAAUAUCCUUCUUUGAAAGUGGUAAUUCAAAACCUUGCUUCCUAUGAUUGUAUAUUAUCACUGGCGGCAACAUCAUGCAAUGUGAAUUAUGUUCGCCCCAAGUUUGUAACUGAUGCUGUUGCUCAGACAGUUGCCGUUAAAAACGGCAGAAACCCAAUUAUUGAGUCUUUGAACGUCCAUUAUGUCCCAAAUGAUGUCAAUAUUAAACAAUCUGACAAUAAGAUUAAUAUUAUUACAGGACCAAAUAUGGGCGGUAAAUCCUCCUAUAUAAGACAGGUGGCGUUGUUGAUUAUUAUGUCACAGAUUGGAUCAUACGUUCCUGCAGAUCAUAUGGAAACAAGCAUAUUUGAUAAGAUUUUAACAAGAAUAGGUGCGCAUGAUGAUUUAUUACGAGGAGACUCCACGUUCAAAGUUGAAAUGAUGGAAAUUUUGAAUAUUUUAAGAACAUGCACUCCAAAGUCCUUGUUAUUGCUAGAUGAAGUUGGAAGAGGUACUGGAACAUUAGACGGAAGAGCAAUCUCUUAUGCACUUUUGAAGUAUUUUGUGGAGCUAGAAAACUGUCCACUAAUACUAUUUACAACUCAUUUUUCCAAAUUAAGUGAAUCACUGGCUUCGAAACAUAUAAAAAACUUUUAUAUGGAUUAUGUUGAGGAGAAAAAUGAUGGCGAAAACUGGUCAAGCGUAAUAUUCCUUUAUAACUUGAUUCCAGGUUCGAGUAAUGACUCCUUUGGUUUGAAUGUUGCUAAAUUGGCAAAUUUGGACAAAGACAUCAUCAAUAGGGCUUAUGAAAUCUCUGAAAAAACCAAACAGGAAGAACUAGAAGCAGAAGCAACAUUGAAGCUAGGUAUUCUUAUUAAGAAUGUUUUACAAGCGAAGGAAGAAGAUAGACUAAAAAUUUUAAAAAUAUUAGAUAUUGGAUUAGAUUAA